Uncinocarpus reesii 1704 is the source of this 555-nucleotide messenger RNA. RefSeq lists its product as uncharacterized. The record is from RefSeq and is a predicted model, not a curated record. NCBI's taxonomy places the organism in Eukaryota, Fungi, Ascomycota, Eurotiomycetes, Onygenales, Onygenaceae. Bases 1 to 555 code for a protein of 184 amino acids. The transcript is spliced from 4 exons.
AUGGCCCGGGUGCGAGAGGAAAAGGGCGCUCUUGUUACGAAGCACCAUGGAAAGGGCUCCUUGGAACAUGCUGCUUGGCCAGAGCACCCAGAGGUGCUGUGUCUAAUAUGUGGUGGAAAAGGGGCUUGGAGCGGCCAGCCAAUCAAAGCGCUAGUGUCACGUGGACGAGUCGUCGCUUCCUCUGCCAAGAACGCGGUUGCCUAUUUCAUCCAGACCCAAAAGGGCUCAAAUGUGAAGGUCUUUGCAACUGAGACCCAGACCGUUGAAGCCUGGCUGUGUCUUCGGAUCAAGCACAACCAACAUCGGCCUUCUCUGAGGACUGUACUGGAUCAGAGCCCGUUCCGGUUAUACCUCGAUGAGGGUAUGAUCAUUGUUUUCUCAUCACGAACUCCCGUCAUGGAAACCAAAGAUAUGGUGACAUCAGGUGUUCUUUUCCUUGCGUCGAGAGCCGUUAUUGAGGUUAAUACUUUGGAUGAAAAUGACCUUUUGCCAAUCCAACCACCAGGACUGUGGAUUUCAGACCAGAUGGCCAAGGGGCCUUUUCGAAGAACGUGA